Messenger RNA from Hypanus sabinus (Atlantic stingray), 2465 nucleotides. It is a transcript of the gene ing1, whose product is annotated as inhibitor of growth family, member 1. The record is from RefSeq and is a predicted model, not a curated record. The transcript has 2 exons. Gene Ontology annotation, cellular component: nucleus. Lineage: Eukaryota; Metazoa; Chordata; Chondrichthyes; Myliobatiformes; Dasyatidae. Gene Ontology annotation, biological process: positive regulation of DNA-templated transcription. The coding region runs from base 1092 to 1922 and encodes 276 amino acids.
GUGGGCUGUGGGGUAGGGACGUGAGGGGGAAGGGUGUGAAGUUGGAGGGGAAGGAGGUGGGGAUGCCUUCUAAGGAGGUCUGUGUCACUCAGAGUUAUGAGUUAUCAGCAGUCACGGCCCGGGGAAAACAUUUCAAAACUCUAGCAACCGGCAGCUCCCAUAGCAACGGAGGCGCCCUUCCUCUACCUCACGAUCGGAGGAAAAAUACAGCAAUGACCUUUCAACCACGGCUUUCUGCCCGCACAUUUUAAAUGUGUCCCGCUCGUGGCGCACAGCCUGCUGGACUUGUAGUCUAAAGUAACCCGGGUGACAGUGAGCGAUGGGCGAUAGAGACUCCAGCUCCCAGAUGACACUGCGACGGACAUGCGUAUUCCAGACCACCGGCUGUUGACGGCUCCUAUUUACGUGGGCGGGACCGAAUGGGAGCUAGCUCCCGCCGCCUGAGCCUGCCGAUUGGUGAAAUCCUUCCCUUUACUCGGCAAUGGUUGCAGCUAAUAGGGUGUAUCGUGCUGCCAAUCACUAAUUAAAGUGCGGCAUCUGUCAGGAGCUUUGGUGGAGAGAAAUAGAAAACACAUACGUUGGAUCCCAAUUGACAGAUAACUUUACGAAACAUGCGCCUGCCAAAUGCGACAGCUAAAAUAAAUAGUUGGAAGGACAAUUGUCAGAUGGGCACGAGCUGUGGCGGGCGCUCAGAGACGUCACAAUACUAUGCAAAUGAGGACCGCCGGCGCGCAUGCGUGCUGUCCUCUCGAGUGUUUCCCAAGUGUUUCAAACUGGGUUCGCUGUUUCCACGUUGGAUUCAAAGCCCCGGGAUUGGGAUCGGACUGUGUAGGGGUAGAGGGGCACUGAGGCCAAGGAGGCUGUACCCACACUCGCCGAUGUAAGGGGAGAGCUCUCCAGUUCACGCCUCGCUCUGUCCCGGCAGUGUCUUUUCAAAUUUGCUUGUUUAUUUUUUCCAAAAAGAGAAAGGCGGAGUGAGCGAGAGUGAGGGGCUGAGGCUUGCACCGUGUGAGCGAACGAGUGUGGCCCAAGGAAAGUCCGUCUGUUCCCCUCCCCUAUUGCCCCAACAAAUAACAAAUGUAGCUUGCAAGAUGCUGAGUCCUGCGAACGGGGAGCAGCUGCACGCUGUGAACUAUGUGGAGGACUAUCUGGAUUCAAUCGAGUCUCUGCCUUUCGAUCUUCAGAGGAACGUUUCUCUGAUGAGGGAAAUCGAUGCUAAAUACCAAGACAUCCUGAAGGAGCUGGACGAGUACUAUGAGAAGCAUCGGCGGGAGACGGACGUGGCGCAGCGCCGGCGCAUCCUGCACUACAUCCAGCGGGCUCUGAUCCGCAGCCAGGAGCUGGGCGAUGAGAAGAUCCAGAUCGUCAACCAGAUGGUGGAGCAGGUGGAGAACCGGAGCCGGCAGGUGGAGGGGCACGUCGAGCUCUUCGAAAACUGUGCCGACGCCAGUGACGCCAAUGGCAAGUCCUCGUUGGACAGGUCCAGGAGCGAGGGCACGGCACCCGCGGAGAAGGCCAGUGCCAAGAGGUCCAGGAGGCAGCGCAACAACGAGAACCGGGAGAACACUUCCAGCAACCACGACCACGAGGAGACCAGCACCGGAAUGCCCAAGGAGAAGAAGGCAAAGACCUCCAAGAAGAAGAAGAGGUCCAAGGCCAAGGCAGAGAGGGAAGCUUCUCCCACUGACCUCCCCAUCGAUCCCAACGAGCCCACCUACUGCCUGUGCAACCAGGUCUCCUACGGAGAGAUGAUCGGCUGUGACAAUGAUGAAUGUCCCAUCGAGUGGUUCCACUUCUCCUGUGUGAGUCUCCACCACAAACCCAAAGGCAAAUGGUACUGUCCCAAGUGCAGGGGCGAGAAUGAGAAGACCAUGGACAAAGCACUGGAGAAAUCCAAAAAGGAAAGGGCGUAUACCAGGUAGUUCCAGGGUCAGUGCCCGCUCUCUGUACAGCAACAGAUCCCUGUGUAUUUAUUACUGACGUGUCCCCCUCUCUCUGGCCAAGUGGAUAGUGGGGUGUACUCUAAAGAAGGCAUUUGUCCUGGAGACCAGUUUAUAGGUUUUUUUUCCAAGUAACAGUGAGGACUCAAAAGAGCCCAGGUUUUUAUGUUUCAUGUCCGGUGCCUGGACUAGUUUUUGUUUUGUAAAAAAAACACUUUCUUGAAAAAAAUUGUAAAAAUGUCAAUCGUCAUUUCCUUUUUUAAAAUCUACAUCUCUCUCUGGACAAAAACAAUAAAGAAGAGGAAAUGGUUUUUAUUAAAAAUAUUUAUCAGAAAUAGCUGCCUUUUUAGUUUCUCAAGAGUUUGUAUAAAUGUACAGGUAGGAACUUUCCAUGUAUAGUGUAUGAUUCACAGUAUUGGGGUUUAACCAGAUUGUAAGAAAUAAUUUUAUUGUUACUUGUUUAACAGAAACCUGUACAGAUGUGAUAUACAUUAUAAAGGAUGAAUGAAGGAGCUGUGUGUGUGA